UACUUUUUGGUUUUUGGCGCCUUUCCCGUGACACAAUUCGUUAGUGUUCUGCAGUCUCUGGAGCUACUUUCUUAUUUAUUCAUUUAAGAUACACAUACAAUUUCAUAACGUCUGUUGAAGAUACUGGCGCCAGUUUGAUUUUAGAGAAAACAGAAUUGAUCUUUCAUAACAGUUCUUAAAUCCUAGUUUCACCAUUCGAUUCUCACUGCUCAGGAUGGGUAUUAAAGGGUUGACACAAGUGAUUGGAGAUACUGCUCCUACUGCCAUAAAAGAAAAUGAAAUUAAGAACUAUUUUGGCAGAAAAGUUGCCAUUGAUGCUUCAAUGAGCAUUUACCAGUUUCUUAUAGCUGUACGAUCUGAAGGGGCUAUGCUAACCUCUGCCGAUGGAGAAACUACCAGUCACUUGAUGGGUAUUUUCUACCGGACCAUUCGGAUGGUUGAUAAUGGAAUCAAGCCUGUUUAUGUGUUUGAUGGAAAACCACCUGACAUGAAAGGGGGUGAACUGACAAAGAGAGCAGAGAAAAGAGAAGAAGCAUCCAAGCAACUGGUUCUUGCCACAGAUGCAGGUGAUGCAGUGGAGAUGGAAAAAAUGAACAAGCGUCUGGUUAAAGUAAACAAAGGACACACUGAUGAAUGCAAACAACUACUUACUUUGAUGGGAAUACCUUAUGUUGAGGCACCUUGUGAAGCUGAAGCUCAGUGUGCAGCUUUGGUGAAAGCAGGAAAGGUUUAUGCAACUGCAACUGAAGACAUGGAUUCAUUGACCUUUGGUUCCAAUGUCCUGCUGAGAUACUUGACAUACAGUGAAGCCAAAAAAAUGCCCAUCAAGGAAUUCCAUUUGGAUAAAAUCUUGGACGGACUGUCGUACACAAUGGAUGAAUUCAUCGAUCUAUGCAUCAUGCUGGGCUGCGAUUAUUGUGACACGAUAAAAGGAAUAGGCGCCAAAAGAGCCAAGGAACUCAUAGACAAACAUCGAUGCAUUGAAAAGGUGAUCGAAAACCUUGAUACCAAAAAGUACACCGUCCCAGAAAAUUGGCCUUAUCAAGAAGCAAGACGACUAUUCAAAACCCCUGAUGUUACAGAUGCAGAAACCCUUGACUUGAAAUGGACACAGCCAGAUGAAGAAGGUCUAGUCAAAUUUAUGUGUGGCGACAAAAACUUCAACGAAGAGCGCAUUCGCUCAGGCGCCAAGAAAUUGUGUAAAGCGAAAACAGGGCAGACGCAAGGCCGACUUGAUUCGUUUUUCAAAGUUCUUCCUUCUAGCAAACCGUCUACGCCUUCCACACCGGCUUCAAAGCGCAAGGCCGAGGAACCGAAAAAGGGAAGCAAAGGAGGAGCCAAAUUCAAGCGUGCAAAAUAAUUUAUUUAAUGCAGAAACAAUGAAUUGUGCCCAUUAUUAUCGAUGUAACUUGCUUACUCGUUUUACAUGAGGCUAUUACUAUUAACCAUGAUUUAUCGCUUGUAAUUCAUUCAUUUAAAAAUUUGAUUUCUAAUUUUAAUUAUCAUUGAUCAGUAGUAUCUUUAUAUUUAUGGAAUUCUUCGCCAUUCGUUCCAUUAGCUUAUUCUCUUAUAGUUUUCUCUGGCUAAAAGGAAUGAGUUUUUGCUUCGUACCCUCUUUUCUCUUUAUACUUCGUGUAACUGAUUCCGUGAAAGCUGCAGUGCAUAUCUGAAAUUCUCAUUCGAGAUAGUAUCUUAUUUUCGUUGUGGGAGUUUGAAUUUCCCGUCUUCAAAUUUCGUGUAAUUAGUUAUUGUAAACUAAAUAUAGCCUACUAGCCAGAAACAGCGUUAGGGCCUAGCUUGAAAAAUUACCCUUUGCCACCUGGUCCUCUAAUGAGACAUCUAUCGUCAAAAAGAAAAUUUAAGAAAUAAAAAAAAAAGGAAAAAACUCGAAUAGCGAUUACUUUAUGAAACCUGAAAAUUGUCUAACAAUCAUUAGAAAACGGUAUUUAGUUCAAUUUAUUAUGCCACAAAAUUACAGAUAGAUUGCUUGUGGCAGGAUAUUCGUUGUUUACAAAAAUGUUCUGUGCAGUAUAGAUGGCGUCUGUGUAUCGCCUCAGAUUAAUAUCUCACAUUGCACAUUCAGAGAACAGAAAUUCCAAACAUCAGAGAGAGUCUUACUUCUGAGUAUUGAAUCGUUCAUCGACCGAUGAUUUGAAAAUGUUGCAUAAAAAACGAGAGAGGAAUAUUUGUUCAGUCAAUAACUGCAGAUCAUACAGAGAGGCUAAUCGUUGGCCAGAGCCAUUGACCUUUCAUGAGUUUCCAGCAGACUUGGCAAGGAGGAAACUGUGGUUAGAAAUAAUAGAACGAGAAGACUGGGUGCCAGGAGACAAAGCGAAAAUAUGUGCCAUGCAUUUUACUCCUGAAUGCUAUCGAGAGGCAACUGCAUCUGCAGUCAAACGUCUUAAUGCAACAGCAGUUCCAUCACUACAUCUCAUCCUGGAGCCAUUGCCUAAGAGUGGGUUGACCAAAGCAGCCAAUACAGCAAGAGCAACAAACUCAUCAGGUGUUGUGGCCUCAUCCACUUCUACAGCACAAGCAUACUAUGUGUGUUCUGCCAUGAAUUGUAGACAGUACAGGGAGGCCCAGCUCUGGCCUGAGCCACUUUCUUUCCAUGAAUUUCCAGCAGAUCCAGCAAGGAAGAAACUCUGGAUAGAGAGUUUAACGAAUGGCGAUUGGAUCCCUAAAGAAAAGGGCAAGGUUUGCUCCAUGCACUUUGAUAUGGAUGAUUACAGAGAAACAAACAAAAAGUUGUUAAAACCCAAUGCUGUACCUUCGUUGAAUUUAUCAUUGAAAAAGCUGACGGAAAGUGAAAUUGCAGAUCAAUCUGCGGUCGACAUGGACUAUGGGCACGAAAGAUUGCAAUACGGACUGAAGGAAUCUGAUACCAAGACGACCGAGUCCCGGAAGCGGAUAUCAAAUAUAAUCAUCGUCGACCUCAUCAAAGACAAAAAGUCAAAAUACCCAGAAAAGCCAAAACCCGUCGUAAUAGAUGAGAGUUGUUCUACUUGUAUGGAGAUGAAAAAGGAUCUUCGCGAGGUAGAGUUUCAGUUGGCGAUGGUCAAGCAGGAAUUGGAAGAACAAAAAAGGCUCGUUGAGAGCUUAAGGAAACAAAUCAAAAAUUAAACUGAAGAACAGCCAUUUGUUGGUCGUUAUUUGCGUCUACGCUUAAGUGAAUUGAUCUUCCUACCACAGUUCAUCAAAUCGCCGGUGGUGUGAUUUACAUAAGAUUCAAGGAACAUCUUGUUAUUGGUUGAAACCGAAAAUAAUUCGCUUCUGAAUAAUUGCCUUGAGUGUGUUGUAUAUUUGGAAUCCCGUAAUAUAGAGUCUAAUUUCAUUCCA
Daphnia pulicaria is the source of this 3339-nucleotide messenger RNA. RefSeq names its product flap endonuclease 1-like (gene Fen1). The transcript has 14 exons. The coding region runs from base 215 to 1360 and encodes 381 amino acids. Gene Ontology annotation, molecular function: 5'-flap endonuclease activity; DNA binding; RNA-DNA hybrid ribonuclease activity. Lineage: Eukaryota; Metazoa; Arthropoda; Branchiopoda; Diplostraca; Daphniidae. The record is from RefSeq and is a predicted model, not a curated record. Gene Ontology annotation, cellular component: nucleus.